AUGGCGUCGGGCGGCGCCUGCGGCUCCCGCUCCCCUUCUCCCGCCCAGCGCCUCCCCCCUCCCUUCCCCGAGCCCCACGGCGCCGACAGCGACGCGCCGGGGGAGGCCGACAGCGACUCCGAAGGCGAGGACAUCUUCACCGGCACCAGCAAGCCCUCAGCACCACAGAGGGAAUCCCUCCUGCCCGUGAGCAGCAGCUCCCAGGAGAACGGCGUUGGUGCGGAGCCCGACGAGCAGGACUUGUUUGCAGAUGCCACUGUAGAGCUGUCUCUAGACAGCACACAGAACAACCAGAAGAAGGAACUGGCCAAAGCAUCCAAUCCUACCCCUUCUUUAGAAGUAGCUGUAAGCUCUUCUUCUUCUAGAAACCCUCCAAAGAGCUAUGAGGAGCUGGAAGAAGAGGAGCAGGAGGACAAAUUUGACCUGACUGUAGGAGUGAGUGACCCAGAGAAAGUUGGGGAUGGCAUGAACGCCUACGUCGCCUACAAAGUGUCCACACAGACCACCAUGCCAAUGUUCAGGAGCAAGCAGUUCUCAGUCAAGAGGAGGUUCAGUGACUUCCUGGGUCUCUAUGAGAAGCUGUCAGAGAAGCAUGCCCAGAAUGGCUUCAUCGUUCCUCCCCCACCUGAGAAGAGCCUCAUAGGAAUGACCAAAGUAAAAGUUGGGAAGGAAGACUCCUCCUCUGCAGAGUUCCUGGAGAAGAGAAGAGCUGCUUUGGAGAGGUACCUGCGGAGAGUGGUCAGCCACCCGACCAUGCUGCAGGACCCAGAUGUCAGGGAGUUCCUUGAGAAGGAGGAGCUGCCAAGAGCAGUCAGCACCCAGACCCUGAGUGGAGCAGGCCUCCUGAAGAUGUUCACCAAAGCCACGGACGCCGUCAGCAAGAUGACCAUCAAGAUGAACGAGUCGGACGUUUGGUUCGAGGAGAAGCUGCAGGAGGUGGAGUGUGAGGACCAGCGGCUGCGGAAGCUGCACGCCGUGGUGGAGACCCUGGUGAACCACAGGAAAGUUCCCCCCCGAGUGACCCGAAAGCCCCUCUCAAACAAUGACGACACCCUCCUCCACCGCAUCCUCAACCUCACCCGUCGUCCCCCCCAGCCCCCCCGCGUCCAAUCCUGGAACUACGCGGUCAAGUUGUGGCAGUACAUGGUGGAAGACACGACCCGCGAGAAGCCACGCAACACCCCCAAGCUACCGAAAAAGAGCCGCCCUGAAGACACCGAGUCCCCGCAACAGAGAACCCGCGUGUGGCGCCCCGGAGGGAGCCCCUUCCGCGACCCCCACCCCAACAAAAAUCCCAAGAUUCCCCCCCCCCGGGGACGCCCCCCCACACGGCCCCCGUUACCAGGAGGGCCAGGGAACCGGUGUCCCCGCCCAGCGACGCCCCGGUGGCCCCAUUGA
Messenger RNA from Indicator indicator, 1398 nucleotides. It is a transcript of the gene SNX1, whose product is annotated as sorting nexin 1. Gene Ontology annotation, biological process: early endosome to Golgi transport; intracellular protein transport. Gene Ontology annotation, molecular function: phosphatidylinositol binding. Lineage: Eukaryota; Metazoa; Chordata; Aves; Piciformes; Indicatoridae. Gene Ontology annotation, cellular component: endosome; endosome membrane. The transcript is spliced from 12 exons. The coding region runs from base 1 to 1398 and encodes 465 amino acids. The record is from RefSeq and is a predicted model, not a curated record.